This is a messenger RNA of Cladocopium goreaui, 528 nucleotides long. Lineage: Eukaryota; Dinophyceae; Suessiales; Symbiodiniaceae. The record is from the annotation of a GenBank genome assembly.
CUCGCAUCUUCCUGUAGUGUGCCUUCUUGGGCAGAUGGAGGUGAACAUGAACGGAUUUUCUGGAUUUCUUUGUACAUUGAACUGCUCAAAGGCACACACUGUUGGUGAUCUCAAAGCAGAGAUCGAAUGCAGCUCUGGAAUCUCCUGCAUCGAGCAGAAAUUGGUGUGUUGCGGUGAGGACCUGGAAGAUGAACGGCUCUUGGGAAGUUUGAUCCCUGCAGAUGCUGAUGCCAUGGAGGUUGAUAUGGACACGACGACGACAACUCUGGAGCUCUCCUUGAUCCGCGUUGACGCCAGACGUGCCCAAGCUCUCCAUGAUGUGCGCUGCAAUGGGCUCUGUUUAGAGACGCUGUCGGAGGACCUUCGCAACGAUCGAGACAUUGUUCUGGCUGCAGUGAAACACAACGGCUUCGCUGUGAUCCACGCGCACCCCGAGCUCCGCCGCGACCCCGAGAUCGCCCUGGCAGCGGUCAGCGAUCGUGGCUUCGUGUUGCGCUACUUGGAAGAUGCCUUGAAGGCGGGAGAAAG